Molecule: messenger RNA, 1824 nt
Organism: Hordeum vulgare subsp. vulgare (domesticated barley)
Lineage: Eukaryota; Viridiplantae; Streptophyta; Magnoliopsida; Poales; Poaceae
Exons: 4
Coding region: 61-1431 (456 amino acids)
Source: RefSeq, a predicted model, not a curated record
AGAGCAUUAGGGGUUGAACUGCAAAUAUCAAUCCCUCCCCUCUGCUCCGCUGCUCCCCCGAUGGAUCCCAAGGCGGCGGCGAGGUCGAAGCGCUCGCACACGGUGCACGGCCGGCGUGCCCACCAGACCCCCGCGGCAGCCGCGGCGCACAAGCAGAAGCGCGAGGCCGCCGCAGCCGGCGGUGGCCCCUCCUUCUCCGGCCCUCGCAGCCGCAACCUCCCCUCCAACUGGGACCGCUUCGAGGAAGAACCCGAUGCCGACGACGCCGCGGAAUGGGCCGGCGAGGUGGCGCCGCGGAGCAAGGGCGCAGACUUCGCCUUCCUGCUCGAGCAGGCCCGGGCGCAGCCCCUUGAGGAGCGGGGCCUCGGCGCGGCCAGCCGGCUCGCUUCCAAGGACUCGCCAUUUGAUUUUGUGCUGGCUUCUACAUCUAUGCUUGAGGCUAAAGGGGAAGGGAUCAUGUCCUGGUUUGAAGACGACAAUUUCAUAUUAGAGGAUGAUUUAGCACCAGAUUUUGAGGUGCCUUUUCUCUCCAUGGAUCUACAUGCAUUGGCCGCUAAGCUCUCAAAGAUUAAGCCCUCCCAGAGACUUUUUAUGGAGGAAGAUCUACUACCCGAGGAUCUGGCUGAAGACGGCGAUGAUGAAAUACUGAUUCAACAUGGCACAACAUUGGAGGCUGAUGCCAAAGGCAGUUUGGUUCAACAUAACAUCAAGGACAUAAAGCCUGGGAAAGAUGCUGUUAGUCCUCGCCAUGCCAGCAACAUUCAUUCUGAUGACCAAAUGAAAACACAUCAUCAGUCGGAAUGUUUUGCAGAAGAAGCUACAACAUCAUUCAAAGUUAUUCCUCCACCUGUGCAUUCAGACACUGAAGCCUACACAGGAAUCACAGGUACUGUUCCCAAUGCAGGCCACAGAGAACAGUCCAAGCUUGGGAUGGUUGUUCCAGAGGAAGAGCUUGACAUGCUUCUUAAUUCACUUGAUGGAACUCACCUUUCCAGCUCCAACUUAGAUGACUCGUUCAGAAAUAGUUCUACUUUGGAAGGCAUGAAGAUCAACGAGUCAAAUGAGAAAGCCACGUCUAGCAGCAUGUCCAAAUCGCUGGCACUAUCUCCUGUUGAUGAUGAUCUAGAUGCCUUGCUUUCAGAGACAUCCUUGCCCGUCCAGAAUAAAGGUUCUGCUGCAUCAAGUUCAUCUUCUCGACCAACUUUUGACUCCAGCAGCAACAUUGACUUCAGACACGCCAAGCAGAUUGAUGUAACAUCUAUCGAUGAUUCAGUGGAUGAUUUGCUUGCCGACACUCCUUUCUGCUUGAGUGACCAGAAACAAACCACACCUGUGCAAGGGCAACAGAACAUCUCAAAAGCAAACGUGCCUCCACCUUCUGGUUCUUCAAAUGUAUCAGCUGACUUUGAUUCGUGGUUUGACUCGCUGUAGAAGUAGAAGAAACACUGUCGACGGUGAAGAGGUGCCGGUUGGCUUCAGGCCUACUGUGCUUUUGUUCAGCUCAUGAGACUAAUUAGCAAACCUUUUUGGAAAGCUGUCUUCAGAAGCUCCCAUAUACCCGUUGGUGUGGAGGUCCAUCGAGAUGGGGAAAUGGAUAUCCAUGCGCUUCACUCGCCGGCUUGUGUCAGUUCGGUGCUAGGCCUGUGUUAUGUUGCGCGAUUGUCAUACUGAUCGGUGGUCCAGAAGGCUGACUGCUGUUAAAUCUAUAGAUAGAUGUCGAUCUGUACCUUCGUGACCUGUACUUAGUCACAUCUUUGCAGUACGUUGCACCCUUAAUUUGUUGAUUUAGCAGAGUAAUGCAAAACAUAUUCAGUCUUUCUGUUU